AUGAAAGGAGGAAUUUCAAUCUCCGAGCCACUAUACAAAAUAAGCAACGAUACUCCCUUCGCUAGUCUUAGAAUUGUCGCAAUCUUGGUUGCACCUUUCAAAAGACAUGAAUUGGCGUACUGGAUGCUGUACUCUCUUCACUUAUACGUCAGGCCUUCUGGACAACAAGCUUACCCCGCCAAGACACCCUGGACCCUCAAACCCUUUUCCCCUGCCCAGAGCGGUACAGUCGUGAUACGAAGAGCUCCCGCGAAGCCAGCUCCUCAGACUACAUACCAUUUCUCUCAUAGCACCCACGUCUCGAACACAUUGCCAAUCACGAUGAAGGGUUUGGACAAGGCAAACGAUGCAUCACGUGACGGUAAAGUAGACAGAUUGCAUAUGCUAGCUUCGAAAAUUCAAUAUACUAAAGCAGCCUCGACUCUCCUUCAAACUGCCCCCCUGGAGGAUUGGGAAAAGAUAAUUAGCCCUUCAACGUGCCAGUUGGACAUCCAAGAGACAAAACACGUUCAAUAUCUUCUUUCUUCAAUAAAUGACGAUGUGCCGAAGGAAGAAGAGAUUGCUAGAUGUGCUGAAGCUAUUGAAGUUUGA
Molecule: messenger RNA, 591 nt
Organism: Lindgomyces ingoldianus
Lineage: Eukaryota; Fungi; Ascomycota; Dothideomycetes; Pleosporales; Lindgomycetaceae
Exons: 4
Coding region: 1-591 (196 amino acids)
Source: RefSeq, a predicted model, not a curated record